Molecule: messenger RNA, 1897 nt
Organism: Jatropha curcas
Lineage: Eukaryota; Viridiplantae; Streptophyta; Magnoliopsida; Malpighiales; Euphorbiaceae
Product: DELLA protein RGL1
Source: RefSeq, a predicted model, not a curated record
ACUAGAGCAAUUUCUACCUGCGUUUAUUCACUUGUGUGUGAAUUUGCCGAUUGAUCAGCUUCUUUUUCUGAGAUGGCAAAUGCUUUGUUCUCUUUCUCUCCAUUCGACUUCAGCGGAAUCCAAGGUGAUUGUAGUCCCUUCGAAGAUUAUAGGAUGAAAGAAAAGCAAGACCCUUUGUUUUCAAUGGAAGAAUUGGGGCAGGUUUAUCCUUUAUGUACUGAAUAUGGUGCUUAUCAGGAUAAAGGUUUACAUUUCUUUAAAGAUCAGCAGCCGCCGCCGCCGCCAACGCUGCCUCCAAAAUCAAAUUGUUUGACAUUGGAUGAAUAUUUUGAUUCUUGUUUCCCUGUACCAGCGCAACAGAUGCAGGAAGUAAAGAAGUCUGAGAAUAUUGCCAAAUCCGGUCAUCCAUUUGCUCUAUCCUCAUCUCUGGAGCUUCUCAACAAUUAUGGAAGUGGUAUCAAGAAAUUGAACCAGAACCAGAAUCAGAACCAAUUCAGCAAUGUAAGCAGCGAAACUAUUGUAGAGGCUCGAAAAAAAUUAUCGACCGAGGAGAUUAUGAGAGUAGCUGGAGCAAGGUAUAUACAAUUCUCUGAUCAAAGAAAUGAUGAUUUCUCUAUGCUUAUGCACCCUUUUGGCUAUGCUCUCUCUGGCCUGUCUGAAGAAGAAUCUAGGGAUGUUGAACUGGCUCAUCUUCUUCUUGCUUCUGCUGAGAAAGUAGGUUACCAACAGUUUGAUCGCGCAAGCCGAUUGCUUUCACGCUGUGAAUGGAUUUCAUCUGAGCGAGCUAAUCCAGUCCAGAGAGUUGUGUAUUGCUUCGCAGAAGCUCUUCGAGAAAGGAUUGACAAGGCGACCGGAAGGUUCACACCAAAGAAGAGAAGUGCUAAAUGUGAUGGGUUAAUUAGUACCAACCUUGCUUGCCUUAGUGUUCAUCAAAAAGUUCCUAUUAAUCAAAUCACACAGCUCACAUCAAUCCAAGCUAUCCUCGAAAACAUGGGAUCAGCAAGGAAACUCCAUCUGAUUGACCUUGAAAUCAGAAGUGGCGUUCAAUGGACGGCUAUGAUGCAAGCUCUGGCAGAGCGUGAACAGCGCCCACUUGAACAUCUCAAAGUAACUGCUGUGUGCUUAGCAAGCAACCAGAAGAAUACAGAAGCCACUGGUGGGAGGUUAGAAAGUUUUGCCAAAUCUAUGAACUUGCCUUUCACAUUCAAGUUAGUUAAUGUAACAACCAUGAACGACAUCAAGGAAGAGCUAUUUGAAAUCGCAGCCGAUGAAUCCCUUGUUGUCGUUUCUAAUUCGUUUCUAAGAUCGUUUAUCCCAAACCCCGAUUGCUUGGAAAAUUUAAUGAGAGUGAUCAAAAAUCUUAAUCCAUCAAUGAUGAUUGUUGCUGAAGUCGAAGCAAAUCACAAUUCGCCUAUAUUCGUGAACCGGUUCAUUGAAGCAUUGUUCUUCUAUAGCGCAUAUUUUGAUUGCCUGGAAACCUGCAUGGAUCAGAACCUUGAGCAUAAAUCAGCAAUCGAAGCAUUAUUCUCUAAAGGGAUCAGAGAAACUUUAGCAUUGGAUGACAACGAAAGAUUGACUAGAAACGUGAAGAUUGAAGUUUGGAGAGCAUUUUUUACAAGAUUUAAAAUGGUAGAAAUAGGAUUUAGUGAGUCAUCUCUGUACCAAGCUAGUUUGGUUCUUAAGCAAUACCCUUGUGGGAGUUCAUGUACUCUUGAUAAAAAUGGGAAGUGUUUAAUUCUUGGGUGGAAGGGAACGCCAUUGCAUUCCCUUUCAGCUUGGAAGUUCUCUAGAGAGAGACUAGGGAGGUUCUUUGCAAAUUAUAGAUUCUGAAUCUAAGCCUGUAUUUUAUUAACUCUUUUGUGCUUUUGAGAUAAUUUCGAGUCUCUGUUGAACUGAA